AUGUUCACGGAUCUCAUUACUUCCAGCAAGUUGGGUAUUCUAGCCGCCCUUCCAAUCCUCUACUGGAUCGGCUGGGUUAUUUACGCACGCACUCUACACCCAUUGAGCAACAUUCCCGGUCCAUUCUUGGCGACGGUCUCUCGACUAUGGUACAUACGGAAAAUUUGGUCAGAGGAUGUGGAAAAGGAUGAGAGGGCCCUACACGAGAAAUUCGGUCCUUUGAUUCGCAUUGCGCCGGAUGAAGUGUCAUGCUCCGAUCCUGACGCAUUUGCAGAUAUUUAUCGCUUUUCCAACGCUUUGGAUAAGGCCGAGUUCUACAGACCCUAUAACACCACCGGGUUCAGCCCCCACGGAGACGUGUUCUCAUGCAAGAACGACAAGAAGCAUGGCCAGAGACGCAAGAUUACCAGUAGUGUCUACUCAAUGAGCAAUGUAGCCAAGUCGGAACAGUAUAUUGAUGCUUGUGGCGAUCUUUUGACCGAGCGGUUGGCAAAAUUUGCGGACACAGGCAAGACCUGUGACAUCGGGGAGUGGCUGCAUUGGUACACUUUCGACAUCAUCGGUGAGCUCUUUUAUGGCAGGGCAUUCGGCUUCCUUGAUGAAGGCAAGGAUCAGAAUGAUUGGAUCAAAUCUCUCGAUAAGAUGAUUCCCUUUGUCUGUCUCAUGGGCGUUGCGCCGCCAGCUCUCCGACCUUUCAUCGGCAUCGGAACCAUGCUCACGUCCGCCGGAAAGGAAAUUGCGAAGGGAGUGAAGAACAUUGGCGAAUCCUCCGCGCGGCUUAUGAAGGACGCGUACGAGUCACGCCUCGAGGCCCCAAGGACCGAUAUGGCCCAGCAGGUGUUCGCCAUCUACGAAAAGAAUGGCGAAAAGUACGACUACCGAUGGGGCGACGUCGAGCAGGAAUCGUACGGCGCGCUUUUUGCCGGCAGUGAUACCACCGCGAUCGCCUUUCGAUCCCUUUUCUACCACCUCAUGCACAACCCUGACAUCUAUCGCCGCCUCGAGGCUGAAAUCGACCAGGCCGUCAGCGAGAGUCGGCUGAAGGCCUUGCGCAUCCACCCCGGAGCACAGCUCUCUUUACCACGUACUGUGCCUCCACAAGGAAUGACAAUCAGCGGACAGUUCAUUCCUGGCGGCUACACUGUUGGCAUAAAUGCCGCUGUUCUGCACUUCGACAAGAAAGUGUUUGGUCAGGACGCGGAGAGCUUCAACCCCGAUCGAUGGUUGGACACUUCCCGUGCCAACUACAUGGACAAGUAA
Molecule: messenger RNA, 1260 nt
Organism: Colletotrichum tamarilloi
Lineage: Eukaryota; Fungi; Ascomycota; Sordariomycetes; Glomerellales; Glomerellaceae
Exons: 6
Coding region: 1-1260 (419 amino acids)
Molecular function (GO): monooxygenase activity; oxidoreductase activity, acting on paired donors, with incorporation or reduction of molecular oxygen; heme binding
Source: RefSeq, a predicted model, not a curated record